CACUCUAGAUUUCUCACAAAAAUUAAACUCGAAAUUCAAAGAUACUUCUUCAAGCUUAUUCAACAAUGGUGGAUUGCCUUUUUAAUAUGAUUUCACCAUCUAAAUCUUAUAAAAUCAGUACCUUAUCACGAUUUGAGCUCACACACAACAACAACAACCAAAAAAAAAUAAAAAAUCGAAGUGAUAGAAUUGUUAAUUGAUAAAUUAGCCACACAUAUAGAGAAGAAACCAAGUGGCAGAUAUUCUAAGCAAAACAAUUAUAAUUUAUACAUAUUCUAGACAUAUUACCUAACUAUAAAAGGCCAGAGACUCAUGCAAUGAUGAACCACACUUCUUAAUAUAACUUUGUGAUAUAUCAUCGAAGAGAGAUGAGUCUUGAAGGAAAGUUGGUUUCGGAGAUAACUAUCAAGUCUUGUGGAGAUGUGUUCCAUGAGAUCUUUAGGCAUAGACCACAUCACAUCUCAACCAUGUGUCCUGAUAAAGUACAGAAUGUGGACAUUCAUGAAGGUGACUGGGGAACUGUUGGUUCUAUCAUUUUCUGGAAUUUCACCCAUGAUGGGAAAGAGAAGGUGGCAAAGGAGAUAAUUGAAGCCAUAGAUGAGGAAAAGAAGCUGGUUAGAUUCAAGGUGAUUGGUGGAGAUAUAUUGGAUGCAUACAAAUCAUUUUGUCUCACUGUUCAUGUUGAGACCAAAGGUGUAAACAACUUAGUUACUUGGAUCUUGGAAUAUGAAAAGAAGCAUAACAAUGUGCCUGAUCCACAUAGUUUGAUGGAAUUCUGCCUCAAUGUCACCAAAGAUAUUGAGACUCACCACAUCAAGUGAUUACAUAAAUAUUACUACUACAUAUCUGUACCUAAUAGUUGUAAUAAUAUGUGAUAAAUGGUUGUGCUUGCAAGUGUCUACUAUAUGUAGAAAAAUAAGAAAAAGACGAAGAAAAUGAGCGAAUAUGUAUUUUCUAAUUUCGUUGUGCUUUGGACAACAGUUUGUAUAUCCCUGUUGAAAAUAUUAAGGCUGUGCUUAAUG
This is a messenger RNA of Lycium barbarum (goji berry), 1022 nucleotides long. Its product is annotated as kirola-like. The transcript is spliced from 2 exons. NCBI's taxonomy places the organism in Eukaryota, Viridiplantae, Streptophyta, Magnoliopsida, Solanales, Solanaceae. The record is from RefSeq and is a predicted model, not a curated record. Gene Ontology annotation, biological process: defense response. The coding region runs from base 369 to 821 and encodes 150 amino acids.